AAAAAAAAAAAAAAGAUCUUAUUCCAGUAAAGUGACGUGAUUUGCCUGAAAGGUUCGAUGUUUGCGAUAUCCUUCUCCGUCAUCUCCCAAUCUUCCCUCCAUAAUCUAUUAAUUAGGGUUUCUUCUCAAUUCAAUUAAUCCUUCAAUUUCACUCGUCUCCAAUCAGAAAAAGAAAGAGAAAAUUUCUAGUCAAAUGGAAGCGGCCCCGCCCUCAGCCACCAAUAGCGGCUGCGUAGGAGGCGGAGGAGGUGGUGGAGGACCGGCGCCGUUCUUGUUAAAGACGUAUGACAUGGUGGAUGAUUCAUCGACGGAUGAGAUCGUGUCGUGGAGCUCUAGCAAGAACAGCUUUGUCGUUUGGAACCCUCCAGAAUUUGCAAGAGUUCUCCUUCCUACGUAUUUCAAGCACAACAACUUCUCUAGCUUCAUAAGACAGUUGAAUACCUAUGGAUUUAGAAAGAUUGAUCCUGAGAAAUGGGAAUUUGCCAAUGAAGAUUUUGUGAAAGAUCAAAAGCAUCUCCUUAAGAAUAUCCACCGAAGGAAACCAAUUCAUAGCCACAGUCAUCCUCAUGGUUCUUUGGUGGAUCCAGAAAGAGCAGCAUUUGAUGUAGAAAUAGAUAGGCUUGCACGUGAAAAAGCCACACUUGAGGAAAGUGUUGUGGGAAGCAAGCAUCAGAGAUCUGCUGAAAAGCUUCAGUUGGAAGAUCUAACUCAGCGGGUGAAUAGCAUGGAGCAGAGGCAGGAAAAAUUGUUGGCCUUGUUAGAGAAGGCUGUUCAGAACCCUACCUUUAUUGAACAUCUUGCUCGGAAAAUUGAUUCUAUGGAUUUUUCAGCAUAUAGCAAGAAAAGACGGCUGCCUCAAGUUGAUCACUCGAAGUCAAAUGCAGAAAAUAGUUUUGUGGACAAUCAAAGUAAUUCUAGGUCUGAGUUUGGGAAUGUUAUUCAUCAAGAUUUCUCAAAUAAGCUGAGACUGGAAUUAUCACCAGCUGUUUCAGAUAUUAAUUUGGUCUCAAAUAGCACACAGAGUUCCAAUGAAGAUAUGGGGAGUCCACAGAGGAAAGCAUCUGGAGGUGAUCCAAAAGACACACCACCAAGAACACCAUGUCUACUAUUUGCAUCUGAAACAUUUGAUCUUUCUGAUACUGGGACAUCUUAUUCAUAUAAAGUUGAUCCAGCUUUCCCGAGAAAAUUGACAACAAAUAAAACCUUAGAACUGCACUCGCUGCAGCCAAAUCUGAUUUCUAAUGAAGAAGCUGAUGGGCAUAUUUCCUGCCAUCUAAAUCUAACUCUAGCAUCUUCUCCACUUCAAGCCAAUAGGAGUCCUUAUUCAGCUAGGAUGGCUGAACUGCAUCAGGAAUUUUGCAAAUCUCCAGAAUCGAAGUUAAACGACGAUGGUAAAGAAUCCAAUAUGUUGGUUACUUCAAAAGACAGGACAGGCGGCAAUGGCGACACAACUUUAUCUUCAUCAAAGGAGGCCCCAAAUAACAAUCAAGGGCCUGCUGCUGCACCUCCUAGAGUAAAUGAUGUCUUCUGGGAACAGUUCCUAACUGAAAGACCAGGCUCUUCUGAAAAUGAAGAGGCAAGUUCUAAUUAUAGAGCAAAUCCAUAUGAUGAUAAGGAAGAUAGAAGGUCAAGCCAUGUAAUGCUGAGAAACGCUAAAAAUGUGGAGAAUCUCUCUCUUUGAGCGCCAUUGUUAUGUAAAGGCGUAUGACAGGUUUGUAAAGUUUUUUGCUACUACAUCCAAUGAUUUGGAUUUUCACUACAUACAUUUGACAACAAUAUAUGACAAAAACUAGGUGUAAGACCAUAUGUAUGGUUAGUAGAAUAAUGUUGAAAUUCUUAUUUUCCUAGUGGUUGCUGCUAUUGUUCAUAUCAUACGGAUUGUCAUUGUUAUCCAAUGAUUACAUUCAUUUUGAUGUAGAGGAAGAAGAUUAUGUGGGUAUUUGGUACAUUUUUAACAAUGAACGGUAUGCAAUAGCAAAUUUUUCUA
Molecule: messenger RNA, 1987 nt
Organism: Jatropha curcas
Lineage: Eukaryota; Viridiplantae; Streptophyta; Magnoliopsida; Malpighiales; Euphorbiaceae
Gene: AT-HSFA5
Product: winged-helix DNA-binding transcription factor family protein
Biological process (GO): cellular response to heat; regulation of transcription by RNA polymerase II
Cellular component (GO): nucleus
Molecular function (GO): DNA-binding transcription factor activity; RNA polymerase II cis-regulatory region sequence-specific DNA binding
Source: RefSeq, a predicted model, not a curated record